Molecule: messenger RNA, 1485 nt
Organism: Brassica oleracea var. oleracea
Lineage: Eukaryota; Viridiplantae; Streptophyta; Magnoliopsida; Brassicales; Brassicaceae
Exons: 2
Coding region: 299-1015 (238 amino acids)
Source: RefSeq, a predicted model, not a curated record
GUAAUGAAUACAAUAAUCUUUAUAUUUAUUUUGGGUGGGGUUUGAACUUCUUGUAGAAUACGUUGGUUAUAUAGAAGAUAAUAAAAGGAGUUGAGAGCUCUGCAUAUUGCAGGCAUAUGCUUCCUUUAAGCAGUCCAUGAAGUUUCAGUACUUUAUAACUCUCUCUCUUUCUUUCCAUUCUCCCUCAGUCCCUUGCAUAGAACAACUCUUCACUAAACCAUUUUCUUCCUCUAUAUCUUGCACACUUAUUUAGAUACUAAAGAUCUUUCACUUAAUAUUUAUUUUUGUAAGAAAGAUUAUGGACCAAAACAAUGCUCUUCUUACCUGGGCUUACUUCUCUCAUGGAAAGACAAUGGAAGAGCUACGACAGACUCUUGUGUACACGACACUGGAGCUAGAACAAACGAAGCUCGCGGCCCAAGAGGAACUAGGGAAGAGAGAUGAACAACUGAUCCAUCUCGAAGAUGUUUUAGCCAAAACCCUCAAAGAAAGAGACGAAGCUCUCGAGAAAUGUAAUAAUCUCAUCUACGACAAUCUCUUGCUUCAACCGCAACAUAACCAGGAUCAUAUCACUCCUCCUUUAUCAGGAGCUUCAAGCAUCGAAGAAGAGCAACUUCAACCGCAUCAGCAGAAUCCUAACUCAAACAAAAGCUUUUCGUCUUCAGACACCGAAGAAAGCAUCAUGUCCCCAUCAGUGAUCAAUCCAAACCAAACAUCUCAGGUAGAGAUAAUGGCUACUUUGUUGCUGGAAAAGCCAUUGCCUGAAAAGGGAAGUCUUUUACAAGCUGUUCUCAAGGCAGGUCCAUUGCUUCAGACACUACUCUUGGCUGGUCCCUUGCCUCAAUGGCGCCACCCCCCACCGCCACUUGAGACCUCUGAGAUCCCUCCAGUCACCGUUCCACCGCUUCUGUUUCAGAGCUCAGUUAUCUACAAUGGCUGUGGGAAUCUAAACAAGAGAAGAGCUUUCUCAAUCUCAGAUGGGUCUUAUUCAGAAACUAAGUACGAGAAUGUUUAACCAGAAAUUGCGCACUCAUCUUUUAUCCUUACUCAACGAAAAUAGUAAUAGUCUUCUAAUAUACCAUAUACAUUUCACUUUUAUUGUAUUAAUCUCUCUUAGGGUUAUAGUGAGAGUGGUCUUUUUAGUCAGUUUUAAGUAGAUAGAGCUUGAUUUUGUUUUUCUACAUUUGUGGAGUGUGAAUCUGAUCCAUUUAGGGUUUUAGAUCUAGGGUGAUGAUGGGAAUGAAACUCCCCUGGUUUAAACUCAAGCUAAAACAAGAGUUUUUUUUUUACCAAGUGAGAGUUUUGCUUUUGUUUUUGUUGCUUAUUGAUUGUUGUUUCCUAAACCCAAUUUCACAUCCAUGUUUUGGCUCCAUGAAUGUAAAAUUAUUGGGGUUUUUUAUUAUGUUUUUAUUUUUUACUUCUAUUUGUAAAAUACAAUAUUUCUAAAGCUAGAAUGUUGAAUGUGAUGUAUGUUGGGUGAUUAAA